AUGCCGCCUCAGGGCGGUAGAACGAACCAUCCCGUUCCUGGUGAGACAAGCUUCCCGGCAUUGGGUUUAUUGCCCAAGGCUAACGAUGAACGUUUUCUCGUAUUGGAACGCACGGAUGACGGUCAAACACUGGAGAAAAUUUCACCGUUUCUGAUUGAUAAAACCAUCAGAAACUGUUGUGGAGACGUCACCAGUAUAAAACGAAUUCGAGAGGGUAAAAUCCUAAUUAAAGCGAAAAAUGAGAAGCAAGCACGGCAGUUACUGAAACUAAAAUGCAUUAUCGCUGGAAUAAACGUAGUAGUGAAAGAACAUGAUACGCUAAAUACAUGUCGCGCAGUAAUUACGUGCCGAGACCUUUUAGAAAUGAAGGACGAAGAAAUCUUAGAGGAAAUGAAGAGCGAGAAAGUUAUCAAAGUUGAACGCAUCAUGAAAAAAAUCGACGGUGUCCUUACCAAACCUUCAUCCUUAAUUCUAACUAUCUCAACCGCCUUGCGUCCAGAUAAAAUAAAGGUUGGCUUUUUAUAUGUGCCGACUCGACCAUAUUAUCCAAGACCUAUGCGCUGCUUCCAAUGCCUUCGAUACGGACAUCUUGGACGAGAUUGUAAAGCAGAAAAAACAUGUGUGAAUUGUGGAGACAACUUUCACGGUGACGAUUGCACCAAAAAAGCGAAAUGCGUUAAUUGUCAAAAGCCUCAUAAAGCAACAAGUCCUGACUGUGAUAUGUGGAGAAAAGAAACUGCAAUUAUUCAUUUGCGAAUUGAUAAUAACAUACCCUACCGAGAUGCUAGAAAGUUGUAUGAACAAAACCAAACGCAAUUAAGUUACGCCUCUACAACAGCGCUAGGUGCUGAUGGAUGCAAAUGCAAAUGCACAUGCAAUAAAACCCCAGAGAAUUUUAGAACAACCGAAGUUGUGUCGGUCACACCGCAACCCAUCCAGAACAUCCCAGAGCCAACUGGAAUUACGGAUAUCGCUGACGAAGAGAGAACUACCACGAAUACCGCCAAAUCACAAGCCAGCAUGAGUGAAGAUAACACCCCACCACCACCGAAACAGAAAAAAACCAAAACAGUUAUGAAAACUAGAACGGAGAAUAAUUUUAAAGACAACUGCAGCCAAAAGAAGUACAUAACGACCCAGCGAUACAGGAGAAAAUCCGGUAGACCUAGGAAACAACCGCAAAAACUUACACAGGAUACCACUGAGCCAGAAGAAGAAACUAGCGAGAUUGACAUGGUCUAA
This is a messenger RNA of Wyeomyia smithii (pitcher-plant mosquito), 1242 nucleotides long. RefSeq lists its product as uncharacterized. Lineage: Eukaryota; Metazoa; Arthropoda; Insecta; Diptera; Culicidae. Gene Ontology annotation, molecular function: zinc ion binding; nucleic acid binding. The record is from RefSeq and is a predicted model, not a curated record. The coding region runs from base 1 to 1242 and encodes 413 amino acids. The transcript has a single exon.